Messenger RNA from Salarias fasciatus (jewelled blenny), 507 nucleotides. Its product is annotated as transcription factor HES-5-like. The coding region runs from base 25 to 507 and encodes 160 amino acids. The transcript is spliced from 2 exons. NCBI's taxonomy places the organism in Eukaryota, Metazoa, Chordata, Actinopteri, Blenniiformes, Blenniidae. Gene Ontology annotation, biological process: regulation of DNA-templated transcription. Gene Ontology annotation, molecular function: DNA binding; protein dimerization activity. The record is from RefSeq and is a predicted model, not a curated record.
CCUCAACAGCACAGAGAUCCAAACAUGGCUCCUACAAUCACUGCAGCGAUCACCAACUCUCAGGACCUUCUCUCUCUCAACCACAAGAUCAGAAAACCUCUGGUGGAGAAGCUGCGCAGAGAGAGAAUCAACAGCAGCAUCGAGCAGCUCAAGUCUCUCCUGGGUCCAGACUUCCUCAAACAGCAGCCAGAGUCCAAGCUGGAGAAAGCAGACAUCCUGGAGAUGACCGUUUGCUUCCUGACACAGCUGCAGCAGCACCGAGCUGUGGACUCUGCGGCGGUCAAGCAGGGAUACUUCAGGUGUGUCCAAGAGGCCGUUCACUUCAUGUCCGAGCAGGAGGCGAAGACACAGACUGAGAGGAAACUGAUCAACCACUUCAACAAGCUGCAGUCGUCCUCUGAUCUCAACCUGAGAGAGGCUGACUUCUCUCCUCUGAGCUCCACAGUCCAGACCAGCAGCACUGAAGACAAGAGUCCAGCCUGCAGCGCCCUCUGGAGGCCCUGGUAG